AUGGCAAGUUCUGCCUCGCUGGAGACGGUGAUGUCCUGCGGGAGGACCGGACCGUCCGCGGCUCCCAAGUCGCUGGCCUUCUCCAUAGACCGGAUCAUGUCCAAGAGUUCGGAGCCGAAGGGGAGCGCGGAGGAGCGGGCAGAGGGCAAGAAGCUGCUCGGUCUCUGCUGCCCGAUCCCCUGCAUGAUCCCGCUGCAGCCCUUCAGCUAUGACCUCCAGGCCAAGGCGCUGAUGAACUACUCCGAGCUGUGGAGAGCCAGUUUCAGGGGAACUUUUUGCGGUGCCGCUCCGUGCAAAGGGAGCUGCGGCAUGUGCUGCAAAGCGGAGGCGAGUGUGAAGCAGCCGCUGCUGACGCCGGGAAGCCGGGUGGUGAAGCCGCAGGUCGUCCACCAGGCCGUGGCCGUGCCCAGCGGCGGCUCCCUCUACUAUCUCAACUACCUGGACUCAGCGUACCAGCAGUCGGAGCUGCUGGCCGGACACUGGGUGUCCAACCCGCAGGCACAGGCCUCUCUGUCGGCGCACCACAGACUCUUGCUGCUGGAGAACGCCAAGCUGGCAGCGGUCGGGGCCGACAAGCUGCCCACACCUCAGUACCCGCACAAGGAGCAUCUGCCCGGGCAGCUGGACCAGAUCGUGAAGGAGAACCACGGCCUGAGCGCAGAGAAGAACGGAAUCAAGACCCACAGCAAAGUCAGCGGCAGCGGCGCCGCGGACGGGAAACCCAAAAACUUCACUUGUGAAGUGUGUGGAAAGGUUUUUAACGCGCACUACAACCUGACCAGACACAUGCCGGUGCACACCGGGGCCCGGCCCUUCGUGUGCAAAGUCUGCGGCAAAGGAUUCCGCCAGGCCAGCACGCUGUGCAGGCACAAGAUCAUCCACACACAGGAAAAGCCUCAUAAAUGCAACCAGUGCGGGAAAGCGUUCAACAGAAGCUCGACGCUCAACACGCACGUACGGAUCCACGCAGGCUACAAACCGUUCGUGUGUGAGUUCUGCGGGAAAGGCUUCCACCAGAAAGGAAACUACAAGAACCACAAGCUCACACACAGCGGAGAGAAGCAGUACAAGUGCUCCAUCUGCAACAAGGCCUUCCACCAGAUCUACAACCUGACCUUCCACAUGCACACGCACAACGACAAGAAGCCCUUCACCUGCAACACCUGCGGCAAGGGCUUCUGCCGCAACUUUGACCUGAAGAAACACAUCCGGAAGCUGCAUGACAACGUCUACUCUACGGCCACAGAGGCCUCCAGACAGCUGCAGAGCUGA
Molecule: messenger RNA, 1272 nt
Organism: Limanda limanda (common dab)
Lineage: Eukaryota; Metazoa; Chordata; Actinopteri; Pleuronectiformes; Pleuronectidae
Gene: fezf2
Product: FEZ family zinc finger 2
Exons: 4
Coding region: 1-1272 (423 amino acids)
Cellular component (GO): nucleus
Source: RefSeq, a predicted model, not a curated record